AUGAUAAAUCUGUCUUCAGCCAAAAAAUGUGGAUGGCAAAACGGGGGGAAAUUGUGUCCAAACGGCCAAUGUUGCAGCCAAUGGGGAUGGUGCGGCAAUUCAGACGAUUACUGUGGACAGGGUUGCCAGAGCCAAUGCCACGUUGAACAAUGUGGGUGGCAAAACGGGGGAACAUUGUGUCCAAAUGGCAAAUGCUGCAGCCAAUGGGGAUGGUGCGGAAUCUCGAACGCUCAUUGCGGGGAAGGAUGCCAGAGCCAGUGUCACAUCGCUUCUCCUCGAUCUCCACCGCCAGUUUCUAAACUGAUAUCAAGAUCGCUGUUCGAACAAAUGCUUCCUCACAGGAACAAUCCCGCUUGUUCAGCUAGAGGGUUCUACACUUACGACGCUUUUCUCAAGGCCGCCAGUUCGUUCCCAGGCUUUGGCACCACUGGCGAUGAAGCCACCCGCAAGAGGGAGAUCGUCGCCUUCUUUGGUCAGACCUCCCAUGAGACUAACGGAGAAGAGCCAACCGCGCCAGAUGAACCAUACGCGUGGGGAUACUGCAUCAAGGAAGAGGUCGAGCCAUGGUCCGACUACUGCGAACCCGGUAGCAGCCGGUGGCAAUGUGUUCCUGGCAAACGCUACUUCGGCAGGGGUCCCUUUCAACUCAGCUGGAACCACAACUACGGACCAUGCGGAGAAGCCCUAGGCUUGGACUUGCUCGGAAACCCCGACCAUGUGGCCAACGACAGUGUCAUUUCCUUCAAAACGGCCCUAUGGUUUUGGAUGACGCCACAAGCCCAGAAACCCUCAUGCCACGAAGUUAUAACCAGCAAGUGGGUGCCAUCAAAAAAUGACGUCAGAGCGGGAAGACUUGCUGGCUAUGGAGCCAUCACCAACAUCAUCAAUGGAGGGCUCGAGUGCGGGAUCCAUGAGGAUGCUCGAGCCAGGAGCCGCAUCGGCUUCUACAAGAGGUACUGUGAUAUUCUUGGGGUGACUCCUGGCGACAAUCUUGAUUGCGACAACCAGUUGCCUUUCGGGUUUGGUCCGUCGUUGGACGCUACUGUCUGAGCGACAAAGUAUUCUCUUAACGUACGGGCCGCAUAUAUGUAUCCUACCUCAACAAAUUAAUGAAUAAAAUCGUACUGUUAUGGUAUGGAGAGUUUAUAUA
Tarenaya hassleriana is the source of this 1150-nucleotide messenger RNA. Its product is annotated as endochitinase-like. Gene Ontology annotation, biological process: chitin catabolic process; cell wall macromolecule catabolic process; carbohydrate metabolic process. Gene Ontology annotation, molecular function: chitinase activity; chitin binding. The coding region runs from base 1 to 1050 and encodes 349 amino acids. The record is from RefSeq and is a predicted model, not a curated record. The transcript is spliced from 4 exons. Lineage: Eukaryota; Viridiplantae; Streptophyta; Magnoliopsida; Brassicales; Cleomaceae.